CAAAGCGCUACCAGCUCCAGCCGAGGGAGAUGCUGCGUGUCCAAAGUUGCUUCCCAGUGGGCUCAAGGAGACCAGGCAGGGUGGAAUUGUCCAUGACCCAGAUGUUUUCAUGCUGGCUGAUGUUGCUGCCCGUACCUCCCAGACAGGCAACAGGAGCAGAUGACGUGAGGGAGUCAGAAGAAUGAAGGGGGUUGCAUUUCCUAGAGCUUCUUCCUAUGCUGAGUGGACUCUGAAGCAAACCUGACGAUGGACAAGAGACAGGAUCCUUUGGUCAUGACUGUCCAUCUCCUGGCCAACUUUGGAUAUGCCCUGCCUUUGCAGCAAACCCUUGACCGCCUCUUGGAGUGGAUUUGCCCAGAAGUCCAUCUAUUUCUGGUGUCAGAGAGAGUGACUCCAGUGAAAUACUAUGAAAGAAACCAUUCCAAGCGGUCUGGGUUCCCAGGGAUUUCUGUUUUGCUCUUCUUGCAUGAAGACUGUGGGGAAGAGCGGUUCUUUCACAUCUAUGACUCCUUCCAACAGCCACCGUGGCAGUCUCAUCCCACACAGAAUGAGGGUGGAAAGCUGUGCCCAUACACACUUACCAAGCAGGAUUUCUACAGCCUAGAUCCACACAUGCCCGUGUGGGGGGUGAGACAGGCACGCUAUGGCAGUGAGAUCCUUCAGGUGACCUUAUAUUGUAGCUUUGAUAACUAUGAAGAUGCAGUCAGACUUUAUGAAAUGAUCUUACAGAAGGAAGCCGUCACCCAGAAGAACAACUUUUCCUUCUUUGUACUGUAUUCAAAGAAAAACUUUUCAAUCCAGCUCUCUUUGAAGCAACUUCCCCUAGGAAUGUCUGUGGAACUCAAAGAGUCUUCCGUGCUACAGUUCAAAGUUCAAGAAAUCGGCCAGUUAGUACCACUUCUGCCAAAUCCCUGCAUUCCUAUCAGCAGCACCAGGUGGCAAACUCAGGAUUAUGAUGGGAACAAAAUUCUCCUACAGGUCCAAACAAACCCAGGACCAGGCGAAAACAAGGGUGAGCUUUCCUCUAAGCACGGCCACACGGGAGCCGACACCCCUCUCCAAGACUCCGACCAAACUCUAGUCUCUGCCCAAAGGACCACAGAACAAAGAAGUCGGAGAAGUCAAACCGGGAGGUCAAAGCACAACCCCCCAGAGCCUCUUGACCUGAGAGUGGGCGCUUUGCCAUCCAGAAGCUCCUGUAGGGCUCCCUGGACUGGCUCUUGUUCAUCCCACUCUAGCAGCACAUCAGCAACUUCCCAGUGGGGUAGACCCUCUCUCCAUCUGGAAUCGACUGCCAGAAUCAAAACACGCCAGCAAGGAAACAGUUUUCAGAAGCCUGGGGCAGAGACUAAUGUUGAUACAGGGUUCACAGUAAUCGAUUCAGAACAGAGGCAAUCUUCUCUGAGAACAUUUCCAAGGGAUUUGCAAAGCAGCCUGCCUGCAUCGUGGACGCCAAACUCUUUGUUAGCCAUAACUGGCUCAAGAAAUAAGCCCUCCGAGGAGACAGUCCACCCCUUGCCAUCUACUGGCCAAAGGGACAGUGGUGCAGGGCGGAUAACCCCAGCAUUUCACUUGCCACAAAUACCCCAUGGAAAUGACAAAGAAGAAUUCUUUAUAUGAUGGGAAACAAAUGCCAGUUGCAGACACUGAAUCAAAUCCAUUGUUCCGGAGACUGAGCCCAAACUAGCCAGCUUCUCUUGAACAUCUGGAGAUGUCUGGGUAUCCCUCAAGCCUACACCUAUGUGUCUUUAAUUAAAAAAAAAAAAAAACCUGUUCCAAAGAAACAAUGGACUGGUUUGGAUGUUUAACUUCCUUUGUAAGAGAUUAUAGCCAAAAGCACAAGGAAAAAGGAUAACCACUGUUUUUCCCCAGGAUGUGUACACACAAUUUGAAUCAGUUGUUUAGUGAGUCUCAGGUCAUUUGUGUUGUGUGCUUAU
Molecule: messenger RNA, 1937 nt
Organism: Vombatus ursinus (common wombat)
Lineage: Eukaryota; Metazoa; Chordata; Mammalia; Diprotodontia; Vombatidae
Gene: FAM124B
Product: family with sequence similarity 124 member B
Exons: 5
Coding region: 247-1620 (457 amino acids)
Cellular component (GO): nucleoplasm
Source: RefSeq, a predicted model, not a curated record